Molecule: messenger RNA, 3336 nt
Organism: Carassius carassius (crucian carp)
Lineage: Eukaryota; Metazoa; Chordata; Actinopteri; Cypriniformes; Cyprinidae
Product: leucine zipper putative tumor suppressor 3-like
Exons: 6
Coding region: 280-2406 (708 amino acids)
Biological process (GO): regulation of dendritic spine morphogenesis
Cellular component (GO): dendritic spine
Source: RefSeq, a predicted model, not a curated record
UCAACGGUGUCGAUGUGUGAAACGACUGAUUAUAGAAGAAAAGAGAGAGAGAUAGAGAGAGAGAGAGGCUGCACUAUCACUGCGAAUCACUCGACUGGAAGUAAACCAGUGAACAGAUCUCCAUUCUCUCAGCGAGGACGCAUUAUGUAAUGCACUGAUAAUAUAAAGGACGGAGAAAGCAACCCAUCUCCAGGUUUCCAUCUUCGUGUGUGUGUCUGGAGGUCACAUGAUGGCCCAUGCGGAGAGUAGCAGUGUUGAGUGACGCUCUGGUUCCCCAGCAUGGGCAGUGUGGGCAGCGGGGUGGCCGGUGAGCAGGAGUUUGCCAUGAAGAGCGUGGGCACGCGCACCACCCUUCCUCGUGGCCCUCCUCUGUCCCGCCGUGGCCCCUCCGACCGCAGCUGCAGCGCUGAGCGCCUCCACGCACCUCCCUCCACCUCCGAGGGCUCGAGUGAUGAACGAGGCGGGAGCAGCACCACCACAGAUCGAGGCCAGCUCACCAUCGCUGCGUCUCGUCUCACUAACAGGGGCGAGCUGGAGGGGACCGCCGCGGGCCGCCGGGACACACACAGAACUGGAGGAGGAGUGUCUCUGGAUGCUUGCAGAAACGUGGAGAAGAACCACGACGGUGCGACAGCAGUUAAGGGCAGAGAUGGGAACAACGGCAAGAGAGACAGUCGCACGCCACCCAAGAUCCUCACUGUAUCUGGGAAACUCGAGCAGAAUAGUUCAGCUCUGGUCCGUCCGUCCGCCUUCAAGCCCGUGGUUCCCAAGAGUUUUCACUCCAUGCAGAACCUGGUGGCUCAGUCUGGAGCUGGAGGACGAUCUGCUGGAAGCGGCGGAGGAUCUGACGCCCCGCAGUCCCUCUGUGAGCAGGACAGUCCGGAUCGGGACCCUUCGAGUGGGAACGACGGCCAGGGCGGCAUGUCUGACUCUGGGAGGAACUCUCUGACCAGCCUUCCCAUCUACACGGGGCCUGGCAUGAGCUACGGUCCCUCUCAAUCGCUCGGGCCCCUCAGUGCCUCCACCAGCCACAUCAACAGACUGAGCAGCACAGCGGCGCCGCUGGACAAAGCAGACAAACCCAAGUACCAGAACGGCCUGAGCGUGUCCGACAGCGGUCAGUCCUCCUCCGGGAAGAGCUGUUUAUCAUAUCAGAGACUCGCCACCAUCCAGCCAUCGCCCUCCACUGAUGACAUCAUCCAGGACCUGGAGGACCGACUCUGGGAGAAAGAGCAGGAGGUGAUCCACAUGCGGCGUAACCUGGACCAGAGCGAGGCGGCCAUCGUGCAGGUGUUCGAGGAGAAGCAGCACGUCUGGGAGCGAGAGAUGGAGGAGCUGAGGCAGAACUACGGCAGGCGUCUGCAGCAGGUGUCCCACCGAGCCCAGCGCACACAGCAGGCUCUGCAGACCCACAUCGCCCGUCUGCAGCAGGACAAGGGCCGGCUCCAGAAGGAGAUCAGCACCCUGCUCGCUCAGAGAGAGGAGCUGGAGAGGAGGUGUCUGGAUUACCGUAAGGAGCAGGCAGAUAUCCUGCCUCGCCUGGAGGAGACCAAGUGGGAGCUGUGUCAGAAGGCGGGCGAGAUCUCUCUGCUGAAGCAGCAGCUGCGAGAGAGUCAGAACGAGGUGACUCAGCGCGCCGGAGAGAUGGUGGCCCUCAGGGGUCAGCUGAAGGAGCUCAAGGGCCAGAUGAAGGAGCAUGAGGAGACCAUGAUCGGCCUGAAGGACUCGUACACCAACAAGAGCCACGAGCUGGAGAGAUGUGAAGGAGAACUGAAGAGAACGCUGACAGAGGUGUCGAUGUUGCGUGACAAGCUGGUGGUGUUCGAGGCCGAGGUUCUGGGUCUGAAGCGGGCUCUGAGCGAGCUGAGCUGCAGGAGCGAUCACGCCGUGUGUCUGAGGGACAUCAGCGGUAGCAGCAGCUUACCGUGGGCCGGCCUGCACUCGCCCCGAACGCCCGAACCCAUGUCCAUCGACAGCUUCCUCAGCCUGCAGAGCGACGAGGCCAAAGCGCAGCGGCAGGAGGCCGGAGAGCUGCGGCGACAGCUGGAGCGACUGCAGGGCGAGCUGCACCUGGAGCGACAGCAGAGAGAGAGGCAGGCGCUCACCUUCGCUCAGGAGAGACACACCUGGCAGGACGAGAAGGAGCGCGUGCUGAAGUACCAGGCGCAGCUGCAGAUCAGCUACGUGGAGACGCUGCAGAAGAACCAGGCGCUGGAGGAACGGGUCGGACAGCUCGGAGCCAAACAGGGCACCACACCCGGAUCGCCCGGAUCACCCGUCAACCUCUCUAUCCCCGUCCCAGUGACCCUCACUCUGUCCCCGGCCGCGGACGAUCCCAAACAUCAGCUGGCGCCUCCGUGGCCGGGACCGUCUCGCUUGGAGCGGAUCGAGUCCACAGAGAUCUAGACGUGAGACAAUCGACUUAAACGCACUAAAGAGGGCUGAGAUCAGGCUGUUACUGCAACAAACGAAAGAAAAAUUAUCCAGCUUUUAAACCGUCUUUUGACUUUUGAGAUCUCUUUUGGUUAUAUGGAGGGAAAUAUUUCAUUAGUCUAUCUAGGCCAAAAGUUUGAAAUUAGGAUUUGUUAAUGUUUCGAAAGAGUCUCACCAAAGCUGCAUUUGUACAGUAAAUAUUGUGGCAUAUUAUUACAAUUUUAAAUGAAUGUUUUCUGUGUGAAUCUGUGUUAAAGUGUAAUGUAUUUCUGUGAUGCUCCGCUGUAUUUUCAGCAUCAUUCCUCCAGUCUUCAGUGUCACAUGAUCUUCAGAAAUCAGAAUAAUAUGAUGAUUUACUGCUCAAGAAACAUUUCUGAUUAUUAUCAGUGUUGAACACAUACAUUUUUUGUGGAAACUGUGAUGCAUUUUAUUUUUCAGGAUUCACAGAUGAAUAGAAACUUAAUGCAUCCUUGAUAAAUAAGAUUCUUUUUUUUAUUAUUAAUUUUACUGCAAACUUUAGAAUGCAUCACAGUUUUCACUAAAAUAUUGUGCAGCACAACUUUGUUCAACACUGAUAAUAAUCAGAAAUGUUUCUUGAGCAGUAAAUCAUCAUAUUUUCAUGAUUUCUGAAGAUCAUGUGACACUGAAGACUGGAGGAAUGAUGCUGAAAAUACAGCGGAGCAUCACAGAAAUAAAUUACACUUUAACACAGAUUCACACAGAAAACAGCUGAUUUACAUUGCAAUAAUAUUUCAGAAUAUAUACUGUAUUUUAAUCAAAUAAAUGCAGCAUUAGUGAGCAGAAGAGCUAUUUUUAAUACUCCUCACUUCUGAGCGGCGGUGUGCAUCACAGAGGGGGGUGUUUUGUACCUGAAGGAAUCUGGUGUUGGUUCAGUGAUGUUUU